CUGGAGCGCCGCGGAGGUCACGAGUCAUGUGACAGAGGCUUGACAGGCGGCUUCCGAGAGGCGACUGAACUGCGGGGACACCCGGGCAGGUCGCCCCAGGCUGGAGCGCGCGUGGGUCUGCGGAGGUCGCCCCCUCUCGGCGCGGGGACAGGGCGUGGAGAUUGAUCCUGCGAAAGGAAGGAGUUCAUCAUGGCGGAUGAUCUAAAGCGAUUCCUGUACAAAAAGUUGCCAAGCGUUGAAGGACUCCAUGCAAUUGUUGUAUCAGAUAGAGAUGGGGUGCCUGUUAUCAAAGUGGCUAACGACAGUGCUCCAGAGCAUGCCCUGAGGCCUGGCUUCUUAUCCACUUUUGCCCUCGCGACAGACCAAGGCAGCAAACUCGGACUUUCAAAAAAUAAAAGUAUCAUCUGUUACUAUAAUACCUACCAGGUGGUUCAGUUCAAUCGUUUGCCUCUGGUGGUGAGUUUCAUAGCCAGCAGUAAUGCCAACACAGGACUAAUUGUCAGCCUCGAAAAGGAACUGGCUCCAUUAUUUGAAGAACUGAUAAAAGUUGUGGAAGUGUCUUAAUCUACCAGUGGUUUUGAUGUGUACCUUGUCUUCAUUGCAAAAACACUGCACCAGUCCAGCAAUCGUCAGACCACAGUAAUACUUGUAUCUCUGUAUUCAAAGGGCCGCUUUUCCUCCCUACACUAAAGAAGAGCCUAUAGCUAUAAUCUAUAGACAGAUCAAUUGUUAUAUUUAUGUGUAUAAAGUCUUUUCUUACUUAGUGAGAUCUGGGAAUGCCACAAAAAUGGUUUAUUCUAGUGCAGCUCCCAUGGAGUUAGUGUGGAUCCUGCUAACAAGGGUCUUCUCUGCAGUGCUUCGGGGUCAGGAUGGAAGACCGGUGCUCUUGAGCCAGCAAGCACUCCUGCUGCACGGUGCUCCACUGCACGCGCCACAGAGACCCUUUCACUGAGAAUAGUAAUGAGGACAUAUUUUCCUAAGAUUGUAUUUUAUUUCUUUGCACUGAGUGUGAGGAAGAUGAAUGGGUUAGUAAAAAUAAUAAAGUAAGUACAAUCACUAACUUUCCUCUGUGUAUGAUCUCAGUGUAGAUGAGUAUUACUAAUGCAUUUGAUUCUUCUUCGAGGGUGCUGCUCUUCAGUGAGAAUGAAAAUCACUGCUUAUGAUUUCCCUUCUCUUUCUGUAACAGUGCUUUAAUGAUUGUGUUCUCUGUACAUUGGAAAUGCCAUGUGACUGAGUUCUUCUCCACUAUCAGUAUGUAUAUAAAAAUGACAGUAUAGCCACUUUUUCAUACACAAUCUAAAUAAAAUAGUAUUUUUAAAAAUACAGAA
Onychomys torridus (southern grasshopper mouse) is the source of this 1328-nucleotide messenger RNA. RefSeq names its product late endosomal/lysosomal adaptor, MAPK and MTOR activator 3 (gene Lamtor3). The coding region runs from base 190 to 564 and encodes 124 amino acids. The record is from RefSeq and is a predicted model, not a curated record. The transcript has 7 exons. Gene Ontology annotation, biological process: cellular response to amino acid stimulus; positive regulation of TOR signaling. Gene Ontology annotation, cellular component: Ragulator complex. NCBI's taxonomy places the organism in Eukaryota, Metazoa, Chordata, Mammalia, Rodentia, Cricetidae.